Molecule: messenger RNA, 8572 nt
Organism: Limulus polyphemus (Atlantic horseshoe crab)
Lineage: Eukaryota; Metazoa; Arthropoda; Merostomata; Xiphosura; Limulidae
Product: tyrosine-protein phosphatase non-receptor type 4-like
Exons: 30
Coding region: 2073-4877 (934 amino acids)
Biological process (GO): protein dephosphorylation
Cellular component (GO): cytoskeleton
Molecular function (GO): protein tyrosine phosphatase activity; protein binding
Source: RefSeq, a predicted model, not a curated record
CGCCAUUUUGGCUGAGGUGUAAUUCGAAGUUUCGUCUUGUGUGUGAUUCGGCAAAUAAUUUUCCGUUUUAGUUAAUUAUAUCACUGACUUAACAAAUGUUGUAGGUAUUGACGUUGUACAUGAGGAGGUUUGAUUGAGACCGAAAAGGAGAAAUAUAAAUUGAUUUUAAAAGAAUAAUUAUAACUUUUCAGCUUGCUGAAGAUGGAAUAUGUAUAUUCUGAAAUGUUCAAGAAUUAAAUGUUUGUUACUGUACACACAUACAUGUCAAAUGUUCAUUGUUGCUGCCGUCAUUUGAAUAAAGUCAAUUUCAAUUAAACUACAUGCAAGUUAGGGUUAAGGAAAUUUGCAGUAGAGUAUACACUCAAGAUAUUGAUUUUUGUUAUUUUAGGUUUUAAUGUUUUAUAUGUAGGUUAAACAUUUAUUGCAUUGAUAAACUUGCCAACUUUUUUUGUCAUUUUUAACCUAUUGAAAUUCUGUGAUAAUGGUAAAUACUAAGUAGAGAAGUAGCUCUGGAAAAAGGUUGAACUAAAAGUUAAAGAUAUCUUUAUAAUUUAUAAAAAUAAUAUUAGAUUCUGAAUUGUAAAGGCUAAAAAAUAAUAAUAUUGGAAGUGUUUGAAAGUUUCAACUGCUAUUUGUACCAUGAGCUGCUGUUGAAAGUUUAAGAGAAAAUCUCUUAAAGUUUACACUAUAAACAAAAUUCAUUAUUUAGAAUUUUUACAGAACAGUGACAGUGGCUUGAACUUUUAGAUAAUUGAUACAUAUUCAAAAUGAAAAACAUUUACUUGUAACUUUUAAAAUGUAACUGAUAAGCUAAAAAAAAGAAAAAACUUAUUGUAAUACUAACAGCCAAUAGUAAUAAAUAAUUGGAACUCUACUUACACUGAUAUGUAGUUUUCAACUGGAUAUAAGUUUUGGGCUAGAUUUUAACAGUUAAAACUCAAUAGGUUAUUGAAAUGAUACACUAUACUUAAUUUUAUGGAGUAUUAUAUUUCUAAUGUACAAUGCUGAAUUGACACAUUGUUUUGGGUUUUUAGAUCUGCUUCAUCCAACACAGUCAUAAGGCCUAUUCUAAUUAAUGAAACCUGUACUUUAACCAUUAUUGAAGAUAGCAAUAAGCUAACUUCUUAAUCUCUUCAUAGGUAUUUUUUGUUUGGCUUACAGUUAUUUUAUAUCUUUUUGUCAGGAUAUCAACUGUUAUAUUACAAUAAUUUGUCAGCCUAAUAGUACAGAAUGUUGAAAUUGGAUAUAGCUCUCACAUUAUGGACCAUUUAAUUUGUAGAAAACAAAUGACCACAAAUUUUUGCCAAAGGUAAACACACAAUUAAAGUAACAUUCAAGGAAUAUUUAAUGAACUGUUUAAAUUAAAACCUUCAUUAUAUUACCAGAAUUUUUUUAUAUUUAGUAUUUUUUUCAAAGCAGAAUACAGUAAAUAGUAGAUCAGUAAAAAAAAAUAAACAAUUUUAUUAUUUACAUCUAUCACUUUGGAAGAGUUCUAUCAUCUUUGAAAAAAGAGAGGGAGAGAACAUUCUAGCUUAAGUGUUACUGGACAAUUCUUAAAACUGCAUUGUAAGAUUAUCCAGUAUUAUUGAGAUACCCUAUUUUCAUGCAAAUAACCAGCAGGCUAUAUGUUAAAUUAGUUCGCAAAAAUGCCAACUGUGGGGUAUAAUUGUUUGCGGGUAAUAUAGUAUUUUUUUUUUUUUUGUUUUUAAGACUGAAAUCACUAAUUUUCUAUCCCAAAUAUUUGUUUAUGUUGCUCUUGUUCUUGUUCAACACGUGGAGCGAUUCAUCAAUCGGCUAAGAAGUAUGUCUGUUAGCAAUGUGGAGGACAUGUCCUGAUUGGUGGAAAACUUCCUGAAGAUUCAACUAUUGGUAGCCACAGGCUACUCACCUCUAAUCUGGAAUCUCUUUUGAUCUGGUUGGUGGAUGGAUUAUUGCUAUGGUUACUACAGCACAGUGAGUUCCAUUGCUUCAGUAACGGAGCUUGAGACCUGGCUUUUACAGUUCUUUACUGCCUGAAUGUCUUCCUCCAAGUAUUCUGCCUUCGGUCGCUGGGGUUUUCACGAAGGUCAGAGAUGUGUGGUCCCUCUUCACCAAAAUCCUCUAUUCUUUUUUUCCUUUUUGAUCUUUUCUUCCUGAUGCACCACUACACAGUUCAGCUCACUCCAUCACCAGCCAAGAGACCAAACAGCCACACACCAGGCCCCACCAACGAGGGAGCCAAAAGCACCAAGUCAGAAGAGACCAAGAUCAUACCAAAUGGCCAGAAGCAGAGCAUGUCCAGGAGGGUGUUUGGUGGCUCAAGUGGCACAUACAAUGUGCGAGCCUCAGAGCUUGACAGAGAAAAAAGGGGUCGAACUAUACGCUGCGCAGUAUUCUUUUUGGAUGACACUCAGCACACCUUUGAAGUUGAUAAGCGUUGUAAAGGGCAAGUUCUACUAGACCUGAUAUUUCAACAUUUAGAACUGAUAGAGAAAGAUUACUUUGGGCUCCAGUUCUCUGAGGUGACCGGUGGCUUGGACACUAUGCGCUGGAUGGAUCCAACCAAGGGAGUGAGGAAACAAUUGAAAGCGGGACCUCCAUAUUUACUUUAUUUUCGUGUAAAGUUUUAUGUUUCUGACCCAAGUAAGCUUCAAGAAGAAUAUACGAGGUAUCACAUUUUCCUCCAGUUGAAGAAAGACAUUUUGGAAGGAAGAUUAAUUGUACCUCUUGCUACAUCUGUUUUAUUAGCAAGUUAUGCUGUUCAGUCUGAAUUGGGUGACUUUAUACCUGAGGAACACAAGCAUGGCUACCUGAAUGAAUUCCGUUUAGUACCUAAUCAAACAGAUGACAUAGAAAGAAAGAUAACAGAAUUGCAUAAACUUCACAAAGGCCAGACUCCUGCUGAUGCAGAAUUUAAUUAUCUUGACCAUGCUAAACGACUUGACAUGUAUGGUGUGGAUCUUCAUCGGGCAAGGGAUUCAACCAAUGCAGAAAUUCAACUGGGUGUUACUUCAGUUGGGCUAGUAGUCUUUCAGAACAGUAUUAAAAUCAAUACUUUCUCAUGGGCCAAAAUCGUAAAAAUAUCUUUCAAAAGGAAGCAGUUUUUUAUACAGUUAAGAAAAGAAGGGAUGGAAAACUAUGAUAGUUUAAUAGGAUUUAACCUGCUGAGUUAUCGCUCAUGUAAAAACUUGUGGAAGUCUUGUGUGGAAUAUCACACAUUUUUUCGCUUACACACUCCUCGUCCCCCACCUCGUCGCUUCUUUUUCACCCUGGGUUCCAGGUUUAGGUACAGUGGAAGAACAGAAUACCAAACCUUAGAGGAGGGGAAGAGAAGAGCCCGGACAGAGAGAACCUUCAUUAGAUCUCCUAGUAAAAGAUAUGCUCGCCAAACUAUCCCAGCUCUAACAAGAGAAGGGCUAGAUGGUAAAGAGAAAAAGCCGUCCAAAACAGGUGUUAAAAUGAAUGGGACCACCAUUGGCCAUGUCCGCCCAUAUGACAGUUUUAAUAACAAGAUUCAGGUCUCUGAGCCAGAGUACAGACCAAAGAAAGCCUGGGCUGAGACACCAACUGAAACCACUGCCUUUACUCCUGCCAUCUUGCCAAAACUGAUUGGCUACAUGGAUGAAGAAAGUCUGCCAUCUUACCUUGCUGAUGGGUUAAUGCCCAAUGGCCAUGAAGAAAUCCAGGGUUUAGUAACCAUCAGAAUGAAAGCAGAUGAGCAAGGAAGGUUUGGGUUCAAUGUCAAAGGUGGAGCAGAUCAGAAUCUACCAAUCCUGGUGUCAAGAGUGGCCCCUAAUACUCCUGCAGACACUUGCCUACCAAGGUUAAAUGAAGGAGAUCAAGUGCUUCUUAUCAACAAUAAAGAUGUUGCAGGGCUCACACAUGAUCAAGUUGUAAAGCUUAUCCGUGAAGUGUUAGAAAAAGGCUUGGGUUUUGCAUUGUAUGUUGGAGAAGAUGUGGAGGAACCAGAUUUUCAGUAUAUCCCGGAUGCUCCUCAUGUGUCUGCUCGUGUUCCUCGUUGCAAUGCUCUUGCUGAAUCCAUGUUAUUAUUAGGGGAAGGACUAGAGAGUGGAGCAGCUAUUGCACAGUUUGAGCAACUUUACAGAAAAAAACCAGGAAUGCUUUUUGCUGCAUCUCACUUUCCUGAUAACCUUGGAAAAAACAGAUAUCGAGACAUAUCUCCAUAUGAUGCUACAAGAGUUGUGCUUAAGCUAGGGACUACAGGAGAUUACAUCAAUGCAAGCCAUGUAAAUAUGGAAAUUCCAACAUCAGGAAUUGUAAAUCGUUACAUUGCUACACAAGGCCCACUUCCAAACACAAUUGUUGAUUUUUGGCAGAUGGUGUGGGAACAGCAGUCUACAUUAAUAGUAAUGGUGACAACUUUAAUGGAACGUGGGCGAGUUAAAUGUCAUAAGUACUGGCCGGAAAUAUAUGACACAGUUGAGUAUGGACGUCUUCAAGUGACUUGUCUAGUAGAAGUAGAAAGUCCGUCCUUUGUCCAGCGGGAGUUCACCCUCAUACAUACUGAGAGUUCUGAAGAAAGACAUAUCACUCACAUGCAAUAUACAGCAUGGCCAGAUCAUGGAGUGCCUGUGGAUGCUAGUGACUUUCUAGAGUUUACUGUGAAGGUUAGGCAAAACAGAGUAGGAGUGGUGGAGUCCACUGUAGUCCACUGCAGUGCAGGAAUUGGGAGAACAGGAGUUUUAAUUCUAAUGGAGACAGCUAUGUGCCUUAUUGAGGCCAACGAACCCAUUUACCCUCUAGACAUUGUCCGGGCUAUGAGAGAUCAGCGAGCAAUGCUCAUUCAAACUGCUGGCCAGUAUAAAUUUGUGUGUGAGGCAAUUUUGAAAGUAUACAAUGAAGGACUAGUGAAGCCACUUGCUGAGUACCAAAGAUGAGAAGGUAGUGUUCUUGUUGGCCAACUCUUUAAUGUGAUUCUUCUAGCAACUUAAGAGUCAUACAUUAGGAUGAACACAAAAGCAGUUUUAGAACAGUAUGUACAAUCAGCAGGUGCUUCCAUUUUAUAGAUUUUAUCUACUUCUGAACAAUUUUGUACAUAAACGUCAGCAUUUAAUAGCUGGGAAACUAUUAGAAUGACCACUGCCAUGUGUAUUGCAAAAAAAAAAAAGAAGCUAUUAGCAUAAGCUAUUAUGAAGAAUUGUUAACUGUCUAUUUAAUGUUUUUCCCCUUAAUUCAACACUUGAUUUGUUUUUCAAAUAAGUAGUAGUAAUAACUCUACUUGUACUAAAUCUCAAAUGUAACAUGCCCAGUUUUCAAAGAGUUUGACUCCAAGUUUCAUAACAAAUGUUUGAUAUUAGAAAGCUUGUUAUCUUCAAAAAAUAUCCGUUACUCUUUGUGAGAAGUUUGUUGCUAUACUUAUGAUUAUACUGAAUGUGAAAUAUCUUCAUGCAGUUGAGCCAGUGAAAAAGCUGAGUAUAGUAGACAUUAUUCAUUACAAACUGGACCACUGAAAUAGAUGAUUAGGGUAUGCAUUUGUCUGUGUGAGAAGGAGAAAGCUUGUAAAAGCUGAGUAGAGUACACAUUUGAUUUUCUGAGAAGAAAAAGUAUUAAAAUUGAAACUGAAUUGAGUUUGGUAAACAUUUUUAUGAGAAGAAAAAAUUAUGUAGUACAGUGUAAGCCAAUCAGUCAGGUGACCAUGGUAGUAUUUGUCUUUGUGAGAAUAAAAUAAAAAGCUUGUAACAUAGUUCUGUGCUAGACUUUGAAAGCUGGAAAGUGUUGUCUCUACUCUUAACAAUGAUAUACAAAUAACAGUGUAGUAAAACUCAUAUAAUGUAACUUGUACUUUGUUCCAUCCUUGGGCACAAAAAUUAAUAGGUUUAACUUCUAUAUUUUAUUUCUUAUAUUUAAUUAACAUCAAGAAAUCAAUAAUUAUUGCAAAAAAAUAUACUAUUGUAUUAAAUUAUUUUUUAAUUAGGGAACACUAUUAUUUAUACAGUUACAACAUGUAAAGUUCCAACUUUUGAGCUAUUUUUCUUCUUUACUGAAUAUAACUUAUGUAUUUGUAUUUUUAUUAUUUUUUCAACUGUUUCAUAACCAAAAUACAUUUUGCUUAACAUAAUUUGUAUUUUGUGUUGGUAUGAAGUAGAAUUCAUUUCUGAACUUAAUUUAUUAUUUUUUCUUAUGCUUAUCAGGAGUUUUGAACCUUUCCUAUUGAAAGAGUAAAAUAUUUGUUGUUAAAGUUUACACUGAAAACAUGUUGAGCGAAAGUGUUAUUUUCCUCAAACAGUGCUAUUUCAUCUCUACCACUUUAAGUGCUUUGUUAUGACCAUCAGAAACUUUUUAUUUUAAAAGAAGUGAUUAUAAUAUUAUCUUGUAAGUUUUAAUUUGAGAAUGAGCAUGCAUAGUCAUAAAAUUAACCAAUUGUUCACUCAGUAAGCUGAAUUUAUGCUACCUAGUUACAAAGUUUUGAAUUUCAAUGCUUAUCUUACCUAGUUAUAUAUUAUAUGAUUUUAAAUUAUCAUCCUGCCUGGUUAUACAUUUUAUGAUUUUAAAUUAUUAUCCUGCCUGGUUAUACAAUUUAUGAUUUUAAAUUAUUAUCCUGCCUGGUUAUACAGUUUAUAAUUUUUAGUUCAUGUCUUGCUUCAUUUCUUAUCCUGCUUAUUUUUACAGUUUGACUUUUACUGCUUAUCCUGCCUAGAUAUACAGCUGCUAAUUUUUAGUGCUUCCUCUACCUGGUUAUACAGAUUCUGACUUUCAGUGCUUUUCCUGUCUAGUUGUAUAGUUUCUAAUUUUCAGAAUUUAUUCUUUCUAGUUGUAUCAAUUUAUGACUUGCAGUAAUCAUUUUGUCUAAUUAUACAGUUUCUAACUCUCAGUUCUUAUGCUAUCUAUUCUAGUUAUAGUUUCUGACUUUCAGCAUCUAUCCUGCAUAGUUAUACAAUUUUUGACUUACAGUGCUUAUAAUAUGUAUUUGUACAAUUUCUGACUUUCACUGCUUAUUCUUUCUAAUUGUACAGUUUAUGACUCAGCUCAUCCUACCUGUACAUUAUUUGACUUUCAGUGCUUGUUCUAUCUAGUUAUACAGUUUCUGAUUUUCAUUGCUUUUCCUAUCUAGAUAUACAAUUUCUUUCAGUUUUUAUUCUAUACAAUUUCAGACUGUCAGUGCUUAUCAUAUCUCAUUAUACAGUUUUUUACUUUCAUUGCACAUCCUACCUAGUUACACACUUUCUGACUUUCAGUACUUAUCCUAAUUUCAAAUUUUCAUUACCUAUUUUAGUUAUUCUAUUACUGAAUUAAUUGCUGCAUUUGAGUGUAUUUUCUUUUUCAUUAUAAAAAUAUUCUGUUUCUUAGUAUAAGUUUAUGCUUAUCAUAUUGUUUUUGAAAUUUCAAAAGACAGGCCACUGUUCUUUACCUGACACUCCUCUACAUGGUUAAGUCUUACCUGUGUAUUUUAUUUAUGCUUGUGUAGACUAUAACUUUAGUUUUGUAAUCAAAUUUAAAUUGUUGCAGGCAACACCAUGUUAAUUUUUUGUAAUAGUUAACACUAGGUAGAUUUUCAGAGUAUUUAUAAAUGGAUGGAAUAUAAUAAUUGUGUUGAUGUUUUUUUUUACAUACAUGGAAUAUCUACUAAUGUAAUAUUCUAAACUGUUACCUAGAAUUAGCUGAAAUUGUUCCUGUUGUAGUCUGAGCUGAACUUGAAAUUGGAGUCAGUGCAAUGUGCACUUUUGUUUCUUCUAAUUUUGGAUUGAAGAAUCUUCAUUAUAAGUAACAAAUUAGUUUUUGAUGAUAUUCAUUAAGAUAUUCAGCUGUACCAAAACAGGAUAUCAAGAUAAAGUAUCAUACAAACUAUUAUGCUGUUUUCUAUUAAAUGAUACAAGGUUUAUAUAAUGAACAUGAUCCUAAAUUUGGGUGUUGAUCAAUAGGACUUUCAUUCCACUCAAAAAGUUGUUCAAGAUUAAUCAUAUUAGAUCAAUCCAAACAGUCAAAGAAUUGUUUAAAAACUGAAGUUUGAUAUAAAAGAAAAUAAAAAAAAUAUGAUUUUCUGUUUCUUUUACAUCAUUUUAGACAUAAUCAGUGUAUCUGUUAGUCAAUUUUUCCUUUUUUAUCUAGAGAUAACUGAGUUAUUGUUGUGUCAUUUAGUUUCUGUCUUUGUUUUUUGGUGUGUUUUUUUUUUCUUGUGCCCAUGUUAUUUGAGGACUGUUUGAUGAAAUAUGAUAAAUGAGGGAUUUAUUUAGAAUACAUUUGUAAAGUGUGUAAUAUUUAGUCCAUGUUCUGUUUAUACGUAAAUCCACGUUUGAUGGGUUUAGUGACUUGUGAAAGUUAGAUAGUUUUAGUAAGUACAGCUUGCAAAUAUCUGUCAAUUUUGUAAUGAUGUAAUGGUUCUAUAAAAUGUAUAGUUAAAGUUUAAGGUUUUGAAUAAGGAAUCCGAUAAAAUACAAUGCUUGAAUCAUGCAAGAACUUUUUAUUUACAAACAGUAUGUUCACUACAUCACCAAAGAACACUGUGGUGAUAAGGAUAACUCUUUUUCUCUUUUGUGUUUAUUUUAGUGGGCUUGAUCUUCAAAGUACUUAAACCUAACUGCCAGUUUUCAGUGAAGAAGGGGUAUUGUAGGAAAAUAAAAUAUAUUUUUGUCAA